CAACGACUAUCCCCGGAGCAUUCAUGAUAGAAUACGCUGAUGGAACCGAUUCCAUAAUUCAACAGCACAAUCGUUUACUAUCCUCACUCGGUCCACUCUCGCAACUACUACAAAUACGUCAAACAUAUUCCUCCCCGCUGUUUCAUGGGGUCUCCAUCAACCUCCGGGACAACAACAACAACGACCCACCUUCUACCAUUGUUGAUACUGUCGUCAACAAAGCUACCAUUGGACCCCACCAUCCCGUAUUAUUCGAACAAUUAAUCCGUAGUCCAGAUGUCCUCAACAUUUAUCCCAUCAUGCAAGUGCCGCAACCUCAAUGGAUAGAAGAGGAGGAGGAUAAUGUCCAUUUGCCAUACGAAAAUAAACUGAGCCAGCUCAAGGAUAUCCAUCAAUCACUGAACAUUACCGGAUCGGGUAUCACUGUAGGCAUCCUUGAUUCAGGUUCGGUCUACACUAUAACUGCCAUGUUUCAAUCAAAAAACCAUAAAGGCUAUAGAAAAUAAUAACGGUGACAUUAUCUUUUAUGUGCAGGUGUUGAUUAUGACCAUCCUGCGUUGGGUGGAGGCUUCGGGGAUGGCUUCAAGAUUCGAUUCGGGUACAAUUUGGUCGAUCCGGAUAAAGACGAUCAAGAUGCAGGAACACAUCGCGCUCCUAAUGACCCAUAUGAUGUUUGUCUGGGCAACAUUGGUGGUACGUUUGCGCUCUACUGCAAUUUAAAAGGCGGAUGCUAACAGUUUAUCAAACCUCCUGUCUUAUUAUAGGACAUGGAACUCAUGUGUCUGGAAUCAUUGCCGGCGUUGAUCCAAGCAAGGUAUUCAAGCGUUUGUUUUGUGCGGGUUGAAGUUAAGCAGGGAAAGUUU
Zychaea mexicana is the source of this 863-nucleotide messenger RNA. RefSeq lists its product as uncharacterized. Bases 24 to 506 code for a protein of 160 amino acids. Lineage: Eukaryota; Fungi; Mucoromycota; Mucoromycetes; Mucorales; Lichtheimiaceae. The record is from RefSeq and is a predicted model, not a curated record. The transcript has a single exon.